This is a messenger RNA of Orbicella faveolata, 1242 nucleotides long. Its product is annotated as colorectal mutant cancer protein-like. The record is from RefSeq and is a predicted model, not a curated record. NCBI's taxonomy places the organism in Eukaryota, Metazoa, Cnidaria, Anthozoa, Scleractinia, Merulinidae.
AACAAUCUGUUUGCGGUUUGUGUUAUCUGACCAGUUUCAAAAAUGUAAAUAAACGAAUUUUCUUUCUUUGGUCCUCAUAUUUUAGCUUGUUUAUUUUUCAUGGACUGCGGGAAUAAUGUUUGAAUUGCUGCAAUAUCAAUGAUAAAGGAAACUUAUCUGAAGGAACCACCUGAUUCCAUUUAUAAAAGACCAAAGACAAUGUAUUUGAAAUGAAAGGAAAUAUCUUGACUUCCUGUACGCAAGCUAUGGCACUUAAGACAUCGUCGUGUAGGGUAGGGUGAGAAGAUCAUUCGUCCUUGGAUCACCCUUUGUUAUAAAAUAACAAUAACGAGGGUUUCUUUUCACAUAAACUCCACGGAAUAAUCAGAAAUACUACGUUAAUGACGUUCUCAAAGUUUCAUAUCGUAAAAGGAUGACUUUCCUGGCUCAUAACGGAAAUACACCUGGCCAUUGCCUGUACCUACCCCGGAAAGGAGAGAUAUCUAAACCUGUCGCAAGCUUGGUAACCAAUCAGCUUCCGAUAUCUCGCCAUUCAGAACAUUAUUUUAUACUAGCAGAAAUUUUAUUUGAUACCUCUCGCUCUUAUUUCCCGUGUUUCUGUAUGAAUAGUUUUGUUUGAAGUGGCAAAAUUUUCUCUAAAGUUUACAAGAGAUUCAAAGAAGAGUUUUAAGUUAGACAAACCAGAAAAAUCGCCUUCGUAGCAUGAGCGACAAUGAAAAUGGUCUGUCGAUAUCGUCGGCCAGUUCUAGACGAGCGUCGAGUGAAAGUUUGGAGGACAGUAUUCGUAAAAUUCUGAAUACAAGUGAUGGACGGGUCACCGGCUUCCUUGAGAGCCCUGAUCUGUCGCUAACAUGUAAGCAACUGGGACUUGAGGACAACGGCGUGAGAGACAUCAUCGCUCAACUAGGUUCUGAAAACGAUGGACUUGUUUCACUAGAGCAACUUAGACAGCAAGUGAUAAAAGGAAAUGAGAAAUCAAAGGUGACAGCAAAUAACUCAAGCGACGAAAUGAGCGCCAAGAAACUGAACGACAAGACGAGUGGAAAAGAAAGUUGGGAAAUCGAUAGCGGGGCACAUGAUUUGAACGGCGACCCAACUCUUCAGCAGAUUAUGUCUGUGGCGAAUUCAAAAGGACAGUCUCGGUCGAGCAACUUCUUGGAGUUAGCGAAUACGGUAAGUUAAAUGUUAAGUGUUUACAUAUUAUCAUCCGUAGUUUACUCAGAACGUUUCGACGGUUUUUUU